GUAGCCGUGUACGGCGUACGUACCGUAGGGUUAAUUGUAGGCCCUAUAGGCUAUACUUUAUGUUAAGCCAUUGCUCUGUUCAUUGUGUAACAUUUGCCCGCCAUAUUCUGUUACUUUAUUAGGGUUAAGGGUAAGAUGUGUAAAAGUAAAUUAAUGGACAGACAAAGCUAAAAUUCAGAAUGGAAUUGUAUCUUUAAUGGAAAUUAUAAUGCAUUGCCUGUCUGGCUUGUAUUUGAAAUUGUAGAUCAUAUAUACAGUCACAAUAAAAAGUUGAACUUGAAACUAAAGGAAGAUUAGGUUAGUGUAACUUUUAUCGUAGAGAGGUACAAUAUAAGUAUUAUAACUAAACUGGUGACUAUUCGCUGUGUGACAUUGUGAUUGGUAUUUGCGUUAGCUGUUUACGAUAAUAGCCUAACCGGGUGGUUGACCUUUGGAAUAGGAUGCCUUCAGAAUUUGUGGAUGCAGUAAAUUUAAAGUUUACUGAAUGGGACAGACUUGAUGAACCAACAGACUAACCAGAGGACCACUAGUAUGGAAUUCUACUAGAUUCAAAAUGAGGCAGAAAAUUGGCUAUUGCAUUACUAAGCCUCUCCUCCAUGGCAAGCAAACUAAGAAUGACAUGAAUGACAAUGCAGCAGUCAAAGAUUCAGAUGCCAUUCAAAGACCUGUGAAUGGUAUUGUGCAACCUCCUUUUAUGCCACCUCCAGAUAAACCUCACCGAAACACCAACCAAUUGCAAUUUCUUUUGAAAGUUGUAAUGAAGGCAGUGUGGAAACACCAGUUUGCUUGGCCAUUUCGUGAACCUGUUGAUACAAUCAAACUCAAGCUACCUGACUAUCACAAUAUUAUACACAGUCCUAUGGAUCUAGGAACAAUCAAGAAAAGGCUUGAAAGUUGCUGGUAUAAUUCUGCAAGUGAAUGUGUUGAUGAUUUCAAAACAAUGUUCACAAAUUGCUAUGUGUACAAUAAACCUGGUGAGGAUGUUGUACUUAUGGCUGAAGCAUUGGAAAAGCUUUUUCUGACAAAAUUAGCAGAAAUGCCCCAAGAGGAAACUGAAAUUUCAUUACCUGCCAGUAAAGGUUUUGGUGUCAGAGGAAAGGUGAAAAAAGGAAAUCGUGGCCCAAGAGGAAAAGUUCCUACAUCUACAACUGUCACAACAGCUACAAGUGUAUUACCCUUGACAACAAAUCAGACUCGGACAUCUUCUAUGGUUACUGUACCUAUCACCAGUGUGCCAAACACUCAGCCUUCCGUCCACUUUCAUGAUCAUUCAAAGCCACAGAAACCCCCAAAAUCAACAGUGGCACCAUCUACCAUUCCAGGUAGUAUCAACAUUCCCACAACCCUUUCAGUAACAAUCCAAGAACAAAUGGUGACAUCAAAAAUUAAAACAACUCAGAGCAGUUGCCGAGGGACUAUAGAUGAGACAAUUGCUUCUGUAGCAUCUUUGCCAGUUUCACCAGACGGCAUGGUUUCUCCAUUACCAAGCAAAGUUAAUCAUCACACAGUUGCAACUUCUGUUGCAACACCAUCAAAGGUUAAAAAAGGUGUAAAAAGAAAAGCAGAUACCACAACCCCAAUGAACACUGCACCAUUAGUGACCAGUCAUGUUUAUAAUUUACCCACCCAUCAGCCUCAACCUCCUAUGGAUAUAAAAACUUCAAAGAUCUCAACAAGAAAAGAAGGUGGACGUCCAAUUAAAAAAACAUCAAAAGAUCUUUCAGGUGGCCAGGCUCAUUCACAUACCAAGCCAAAGAAAGGGAAACAAUCAGAACAGAUGAAAUAUUGUCACAAUGUUUUGAAGGAUCUCUUUGUCAAAAAGCAUGAGGAAUAUGCCUGGCCCUUCUACAAACCUGUAAGUUCAGUGUUUCCUGGAUUAAAGGACUAUCAUGAUGUUAUAAAGCAUCCCAUGGAUUUAGAAACUGUAAAGCAAAAGUUUGAAUCCAGGGAGUACAAGUCACCGGAAGAAUUUGCUUCAGAUGUCAGAUUAAUUUUUACAAAUUGUUACAAGUACAAUCCACCUGACCAUGAUGUUGUAGCUAUGGCAAGAAAAUUGCAGGAUGUGUUUGAAAUGAGUUAUGCCAAGAUGCCAGAUGAAUCGACUGUAACAGAGCCUGUUGUGGCUACACAAAUUGCUAAAAAUGAAGAAUCCAGUAGUAGCAGCUCCAGUUCAUUAUCAUCUAGUAGCUCUGACAGUGAAAGCAAUAAUGGUGAAGAUGAAAGACAAAAAAAAAUUCAAGAGCUACAAGAGCAGUUGCUAUCAAUCACUGAACAGUUGAGCCAACUUGCAGCAGAAAGUAAAAGUAAAAAGAAGAAAAAAAGGAAAAAGAAAUCCCCAGAAGAAAAUUCACAAGAAGUAAAAGCUGUGGUAAAUGUUUCAGUCUCAGAACCAGCCACAAUUCUCCAGUCUAAUGCAGUGUCAGUGAACAGCACAAUGCCAGCCCCACCACCAUCUGUAAAAGAUACAUCUCAAAUGAAAACUCAAAAACAAAGUAAAAGUAAAAAUACAAAAGCACACACUCAAGGUAAAUCGGUAGGGCAGCCAAAAAGACAAAAGACAAACAAUAAAUCUUCAAAGAAAGGAAGUAAAAGUGCACCUAUUAUAUUUGACAGCGAAGAUGAAGACAAUGCAAAACCUAUGUCGUAUGAUGAAAAAAGACAGUUAAGUCUAGAUAUCAACAAACUACCAGGUGUUAAAUUAGACAGAGUGGUCCAUAUUAUUCAGUCCAGAGAACCUUCGUUACGAGAUUCUAAUCCUGAUGAGAUAGAAAUUGACUUUGAAACACUUAAGCCUUCAACGCUUCGUGAACUGGAAGCAUAUGUAGCUUCAUGUUUACGAAAAAAAACAAGGAAACCAUAUACAAAGAGCAAAACAACUGGCAAGUCUAAAGAAGAACAAGUGCAAGAAAAAAAGCAACUAGAGAAAAGAUUGCAGGAUGUUAGUGGUCAAUUAGUAUCCUCCAAGAAACCACCAAAGAAAGAUUCUGAGAAUUCUCAUGUUGAUGUAGUGAGUGGUUCAACACGUCUGAGUGGGAGCAGUAGCAGUUCAAGUGACAGUGACAGCUCAAGCAGCAGUAGCACAAGUACUUCAUCUGACAGCAGUGAUUCAGAGUCAGGCAUUCAGAAAAAGAAGAAAAAGAAAGCAACCAACAGAAAGAAGACUUUCACAUCAAAAACUAGAGAAAAAGUGGUUACAUAUUCAGUUUCCACCACUUCCUCAUCAGUGGUUACUACUGGUGUGCAUCUCACCACUACAGCCACAACUCCUUCCAACCAGCAGUCGUAUCAACAGAACAUUGGUGGAGGACAAGCUCUACACAGGUAUCAGCAACCUGCAGCUCCAGCUGUUCACCCUACUCAAUAUGCAGACCAUCCUUCUCAACUUCCAGUAUUGGGUGCAAUGUAUCCAAACAUAAAUCAACUAGCUGCCCUGCCCCAACCAAAUUCUCUUCCUCUAAGUAGAGCCCCCGUUGUUGCCAGUCACAGUUUGCCUCAACAACCCUCUAGACCUUCUGCUACAGCCACACCUGCCCCUGUAAGGAAAAACAUUGUUCCCACUACACCUCGCGCUUCAGCUACAAAUGAGGGAGUUCCCGUUACGACAACUCCACAGCAUGAUAAGUCAGCUUUGCAAAACAUGUCCACAUCGUCUGGAUCAUUUACACAAAGUACAAAUUAUAUUGAUUCUACUCCUCAAUCUCCUGUGCCUGUUGAAACGAAACCAGUUGUUCCUGAGGCACAAACUGUAGUUUCUCCUGUAGAAUCCACCAAUUUAAGUACAGGUAGUUCUCUCAGAAAAGAUGAUCUCUCAUCCUUGGACAUUACUCCUCCUCAACAUUUUCCUGAUGACUUUUUGGAGGAUGUAAUGGGAACAACUCUCCCAGUACCAGAAACUACAGAGGAUAAAAAGACUGAACUUAAACCUUUGCAGACCUCCACACCCGGACUGAAAAAGACUGAAUCAAAGUUAAAGAAUUUUGGUUCAUGGUCAAGUCUGGCACAGAAUGUAAGUAACAUCCCAAGUACUAGCCAUUGUGGAAACAAAAAGACAUCGGCUUUAGAUAGUUUUCAGCAUUUUAAGAAGCAGGCCAAAGAAAAACAGGACAGACAAAGACAACUGAAGGAGCAGCAAGAGAUCAGAAGGCAUCAGAAAGAACAAGAAGAAAAAGAGAGGCAGCGAAUAGAACGAGAGAGACAAAGGGAAAAAGAAGAAGAGGAGGCUUUGGAAAGGCUGCGAAAAGCUCGACAACAGGAGCAAACAGAAGAAAAGGCACAGCAAAAUGAUUCUCAACAGGCUAACAAUGAGCGAGAGAGGCAAAGACUACGAGAGCAAGAGAGGAGACGAAGAGAGGCUAUGGCGAGACAGAUUGAUAUGAAUAGGCAGAGUGACAUCAUGGCAACAUUUGAGGAGAACCUAUGAAUGACAGUAAUAAACAAAAGACUCGGGUUUCUGUGGAGUGACCUUUUGAAGAAAGAAAUAAUCUGAGAUCAUUAUCCUUUCUUAGUGUCCGAGAUAUUGCAAGAUUUUUUGUUUUAUAUAAACAAGAUUGGAAGUAAGAACCAAUUGAAAUCAGUGGUUGUUACUUUAAAAAUAUAGCAGUCUAGGAAAAAAUGAGAGCAGUCCACUAUUUAUAUGUAUUUGCAGCAUGUGACAUUGAUAAAAUUAUAUAUACCCAUAGACACUUGAUCCAAAUAUAACCAUUGGGUGUGCAUACAAGAGUGCUGAUAUCAGGCGCAGAGAUAUAAAACAUUUUAGGUUAUAUUAAAGUACUUGAGAAAUAAGAAUCUUGGCUUUUUGAUUAAAGUUUUUCUCUAAUUAAAGGUGUAAAGUAAUCGUAUGAGUUACACUCUGUGGAAUUUUAAUUUGAAAAGUAAAAAGGUUGUAGGCAUGUAACUUUUUUUUAAUGUUGUUUUUGGUUUAUUGAUAAAAAAUAUAUGCACAUUAAUGUUUAUAAUGCAUUUCAGUUAGGAUUUGAUCUGUGGUCAACUUGUGAUAACUAGUUUGUGGAUCAUACUUUUUUAAUGAUCUAUUCAGGAACUAAAUCAUCAGCUACAACAUAUGCAAGAAAUACAAUGUAAAUAUAUAUAAAGAACCUGUUAGAUGACAUUGAUUUAAAAACACAUCUGUUGAAUUAUUAAACUCAUAUUUAACAAUAAGUGAUUUCUAUACAAAUUAUCAGUAAUAGUCAUUCAUUCAUUUCUAGAUGUAACCUGAAAUUAUGUUGCAAAAAUAACUCCUGUGUGUUAGAUAUAGUGAACUUGUUUUAUGUCGUAUCCAAAAUAACCAUUUAUUUGAAACUGACAAAAGGGGCUUCUGUGUAUAUAAUAUCAUUUGUUGUAUGUGUGCAAAUAUGUACACAGAUCAAGGCAAAUAUCCAUGUGCUUUAUCACCAAAAGUUGCUGUGCAGGCUUAAAAAUAUCUCUUAUUCGUAGCUCUAAAAGGUUUGGAUUUUAUCAUAUCAAGACAUUUAAAAAAAAAGAAAGUUACAUAAACCUUCUUGAUAUUGUCUUUUAGUAAUAAUUACUAGUAUUAAUUGUUCACUGUUGUUUUUUUUAUAAACAGUUUGUUUUGUGUAAAGACGGUGUCAAUCACAUAUUAGUAUAGAUGUUUAAGAACAACAUGUAUAUAUAGCAUGAACCAGCAAAAUAAAAUUUCUAUGUACUGUGUAACAUUAUUAAUAGAAUUUAAGAGGUGUAAAUUCUGAAAUAUGAUGCUUCAUGUGAGUUUUGCAUCACACCACAGUACCGUUUAUAUAUGUAUAUAGUAACAAUAAUAAAACAGAAUGAAAAACCAUGUUUACAGAAAUCCUAUAUUGUAGUCGCAAGGAUUAAAUUAAUCAGUGAAGUGUGAAUACUGCCAUUGAAACAUCAUACAUUAAUAUAUCUUUGAAAAUAAUACCCAGAUUAAAUGUAAAAGAAUAUAGUUAGUGUAUGGAAUAUGCAUACCACUAUGGUUAAUUAUAUGGAAGGUUUUAUGCACUCUUUUGUUUCCUUCUCUUAACACUUUGGACUAUAGUGUUUUAAAUUUGGGAUUGCUGACAGAUAAUUGUAAAUAUGAGAGAUUUAGCGGUAGUUUGUGCUCACUUAGUUUAUGCAGUCACUUGAAAGCAUUCCAGACUCAAUAAUACAUUUUUAUUUAGUUAUUUGAAUGAAACAAUAAUUCAGUUACAGAACACCAUAAUAAGGUUGGUCUCCUUUUGACAUGCUCUGUCAUUUUAAGCUUUUUUCUUGUGUAAAUAUAGGUAUUUUUAAUUCAAAUAAUUGUAUUUCUGUGUUUACCCUUUAGAAUAGAGUAUGAUAUUUGUCACUUUUUCUAAAAAAUAAUAAAAAAAUGUGAGUUUGAUUAGCUGUAAACGUGGAUGUUUAUUACUUAAAAUAUGCAUGAACAAUCUUCCAUGGUGUUUUAUUUAACUGUGUUUUCUAGAUAUACCAUAUUUCAGUGUAAUAUAGUAGUUAGAAGAUCAGUAAAAAUAAAAAAGUUUUUGUUUCCUUGAUAUACCAUUUAUCAUUUUUGUUUUAGUAAUACCAGUUUUGUAGAAUGUUUAGUUAGGUAUGAUUGAUUAAUUGUUUUGUAUGUUAAACUAGGAAAACAGUGUGCACACUGAGUAAGUAUCACACAGAACAUGUUAUAAUGUUAAUGUUCUAUGGAGAAUCUAAGUAACAAGUGGUUUUUUGGUGUUUGAUUCAUCAUUAUUUUUCCAUUGUUGUAUAUCAAGUAGAUUUUUUCUUUGAUGCAUUUCAAAUGUUAUGUUCACACUUCUCUAAUAUGAAGUUCUUGAUUUGAAAAUGUGUGAGAAAAAAAAAGACAUCACAUCUUACAGCAGUAGUUAUAAGAGAUAUCGACUGUUGGUUUCCUUAAUUUAUUUGUAAAGGUGUAAAAAAAUGUGUUUGGACUUACUUGUAAAUACUUACUCAUCACUUAACUAAUCUUAAGAACAUGACAUUCAUGAAAGAAAGUUUGAUAUGAUUUCAGUACAUUGUUCUGAAAGUUUUUAGAUAUAAAAAGGAAUUCACAAAGGAAAUAUGAAAAUGUCUGACCUGUGUUUCUUUGCCUCUUUUACGAAUUUAUUGUUUCUUGAGUAUGGUAAGGAAUUGACAUACAUGGAAUAUCGUAUUCAUCAUAUUAAAGAACUUGGAUAUGUUA
Messenger RNA from Limulus polyphemus (Atlantic horseshoe crab), 7144 nucleotides. RefSeq names its product bromodomain-containing protein 3-like. The transcript has 26 exons. Bases 554 to 4420 code for a protein of 1288 amino acids. The record is from RefSeq and is a predicted model, not a curated record. Gene Ontology annotation, cellular component: nucleus; chromatin. Lineage: Eukaryota; Metazoa; Arthropoda; Merostomata; Xiphosura; Limulidae. Gene Ontology annotation, biological process: regulation of DNA-templated transcription; chromatin remodeling.